UAUUGGUUUGUGCACUAUUGUCGAACAAUACAUAACCACAUAAUUCUCCACUGCAUUUUCAAAACAAACAUUUCAUGCUCUAUAUUAUUUGUUAAUUAUUAAAAAUGCCGGAAGAAGAAGAAAGAAGAUUACCGGAAGUAAAUCCAGAACCGGAAAAGUCAUUUAUUAUCUUCGGACGGGACAUUUCAAAGAUCCCGUGCUUCCGUAACAGCCUCCUUUACGGAAUGGGGGGUGGAAUUACAUUAGGACUUGGCCAUUUUAUGUUUAAUAGUCGACCACUGUCCGCCUGCAAUUUCGCAGUCUAUUCAUUCUCCUUCAUCACUUUAGCUUAUUGGAUCCAGUGCAGGUAUCAAUAUUCCGUCAACAAGUUCGAGAUGCUGAAGAUGCAGGAACUGAUAAGGCAGAACGCCCUUUACGAAGGAACGGAGCGAGACAAUAGACCAGUAGACGUUUAAAAUUUGUUAAUUUAUUGUUAGUAAAUUGUUUUAAAUUA
Messenger RNA from Aethina tumida (small hive beetle), 493 nucleotides. It is a transcript of the gene l(3)87Df, whose product is annotated as cytochrome c oxidase assembly protein COX20, mitochondrial. Gene Ontology annotation, cellular component: mitochondrion; mitochondrial inner membrane. The transcript has 2 exons. Lineage: Eukaryota; Metazoa; Arthropoda; Insecta; Coleoptera; Nitidulidae. Bases 105 to 455 code for a protein of 116 amino acids. Gene Ontology annotation, biological process: mitochondrial respiratory chain complex IV assembly. The record is from RefSeq and is a predicted model, not a curated record.